AUGUCUCAAGAAACCGAAAAUAUUAGUCAGACAACUGAAAACACUAUCCAAGUGCCAACUACAGGCCCUGUAGAGGCCGAAGAACAAAAAGGCAGCUGGAAACGCAUCAAUUUUCAAGAAGAACAAGAUACACCUACAUCCAUAUCCACACCCAAAACUACAACCAUACCCACAAACACAGCUACAAGCGCAGAAUCUGAUACUGAUACUGAUACUGAUACUGAUACAUCUAUACAUACACCCAAGCAAUUGGCACCUCGUCAAGAAAAGCACCAGGGCGAGGAUGAUGAAGAACAAGACGAUGACGAAGAAGAAGAAGAAGAUAUGUUUGUCGACAGCUUGAGUCACGACAGACCUGAGGAGCUAUCUUCUGUUAUCAAUACCCUUCGUGAGAUGGUAGAUGAAACACCAGAGCUAAGGAAAGAUGAAAACGAAUCUAUCAAGAUAGCAGAGAUUGCGGCCAUUUCUCAGGCUGAGGCUAAAAUUGGUUCCCAACAUGAUCUGGUGGUCAUUGCCGAAGAUACCAUACUGGAAGAAGAAGAAGAAGAGGCAGAAAAAGAUGCAGAACAUCAUGACACUAUUGUUCCUAUUGCAAGUGUGCAGGUCACACCGGAAAAUAACAGACUGUCAUGUGAAGACGAUUCAAGAUCUGAUUCAGACAAAACUCUGGAGGUAUCAAACAGUGAGCCAGGAUCACCAAUAACUGAGGAUAAUAGCACAGACAAGUUGAACAUAGUCCUUCCUACCGAAGGAUUCAAUCGGGCUCUCGAUGUUCCCGCUGACAAGAACAUGGCCGACUUUGUAACACCACCAACACCUGGCGCCGCCCCUAAAUCUGACCCUUCACACUAUGACGAUGAAAACGAUUGUAGCCAAAUCUCCAACACAAAUGUGUUUCCAAUUGGACACAUCGAUAUGAAAAAUGUAAAGGCAAACUACAUGGGGCCAAGACAUCAGGAGAAGUAUGAUAUUGAGAUGUUGCACGGAGUGAAUGCUUUCUUCAAUAACAAGUUUUCAAAGGCAAAAGGGAUUUUUGAGAAGCGCGCAAGCAAAGAUCCACUCUAUGCUUUGGGAUUGGGUGCAAUGGCAUUUGUCAAAGCUAUCACUUCUUCUGACUCAUCAGAUACAGAUGUGGCUAUCCAGUCAUUGACAGAAACAUAUGCAUUUGCCAGUGCACAGAUUGAUGAUGCAUGUGCUAAUAAGCCCUUGAUCGAUACUGUAUCACACUACUUUACAAAUCUGAUGGGAUCUAAUCCCACCCACCUUCCAACAAACACAAAGCCAUUGAAACAAGACAAAUACAAAGACCCUCCUAUCUUCAUCUCCAACGGUGCAUUGCGUGCUCAUGUGAUUAGAGCAGAGUGCUGCUUGCUUAUAGGACUUAUUCAUAUGACAAAGGAAUCUGUCGUAGGAUACCUUAAGAUGGGGCUUAAUCUCCGAAGAGCUUACAGUAGUUACAGCUUAGUAUGGCAAGAAUACAAGCGUAUGGGUCAACAUUUCAACAGAUACAUGGAUCAAGACACAAUCUCAGCCAUUCAAUAUGGUAUUGGGUCUGUUCAUCUUCUGCUCUCAUCCUUACCUCCAAAAAUUCUGAAGAUUGUGGCCGCUUUCGGGUGGCAAGCUGAUAAACAUUUAGGAUUCGCCCUUCUUAAGCUGUGCUUGGAAGGAAGACGAAUCAGAUCACCUUUAGCUUCGCUCACUCUUUUAUCCUACUAUGUUAGCCUCACUUCAUGUGCUCCUCAGAUCCUUGCCCGCGAUUUAAUCCAACCUGCAGUAGAAUGUCUCUUGGAUGCUCAGAAAACAUAUCCAAACUCCUCUUUCUUCCUCUAUUUUGCCGGAUGUGUAUCUCGUCUGGCUAAAAAUAUCCCACUUUCCACACAGUCCUUUAUGUAUACCUUCAAGGUUAGCCAGGGAGGGUGGGCAGAGGUAACCAUGGGACACAUGGCCACGUACGAAAUCGCGUUCAACAGCGCCAUGAGUCUUGAUUGGGCAAGUGCAGCUGUCAGAAUUCUCGAGCUUCAAAGCAAGCACACCAACUCUCCGGUAUUCCUCAAGUUCUUCUAUGGCGCCUGUAUGGAAAUGCUAGGAAACCGAACCGAGGCAAUACUCUCCUUUGCUGCCGCCCCUCACGAGACUGACAAGAAAAAGAGAUCACAGGUUGAUCAAUAUAUCUCCCGGAGAGUAGAGUUCUUUGAACAAAGUGGCUAUCAAGAUAUAGACCUGUGUCUGCCUGGACUGGAGAUUUUAUUCUUGUGGAAUUCCUUUGCUAAUAUGACACCCGCUUGCCUUGAAUCCUGUUUGGAGCAGGUAGACACUACUCUGGAGCUUGUAUAUGAACGUGAAAAGCAAGAAUACGAGCUCCGUGUCUUUGAGGUUGCACCCAAUACUCCUCCUCCGGAUUACUAUGAACAGCGCGCAUCGCUCUUGGUUAUGAAGGCUUCCAUUUUAAAUGCCCUUGAAAGACAUCGGGAAGCAAUCGUUCACUUGAAUUGGGUGCUAGACCACAAAGAAAGGAUAAAACCAGUCUCUUGGAUUGUUCCGUUUGCCUACUGGGAAUCGGGUGUUACCUGCUGGGGUGUUCAGGAUUAUAAACGCGCCAGAGCAAUGUGGGAGACCUCCCAAUCGUUUUCCAACUAUGAUCUUGAGUUUAGGUUAUCAAUUCGAUUGAAUUUGGUUAUUACCCAUGCCAUUGAUUUGGGUGUUCCCGAAACCAUUGCCCCAAAGCCCGAGAAAGGGCGCAGUACCCAAGGACGCAAACGCAUGUCUAUUGUCCACAAAUUGACAGGAUCCGUAUCUUCCAAAUAG
Phycomyces blakesleeanus NRRL 1555(-) is the source of this 2805-nucleotide messenger RNA. RefSeq lists its product as hypothetical. NCBI's taxonomy places the organism in Eukaryota, Fungi, Mucoromycota, Mucoromycetes, Mucorales, Phycomycetaceae. The transcript has 10 exons. The coding region runs from base 1 to 2805 and encodes 934 amino acids. The record is from RefSeq and is a predicted model, not a curated record. Gene Ontology annotation, molecular function: protein binding.